Messenger RNA from Pieris rapae (cabbage white), 1350 nucleotides. RefSeq names its product beta carbonic anhydrase 1 (gene CAHbeta). Lineage: Eukaryota; Metazoa; Arthropoda; Insecta; Lepidoptera; Pieridae. The transcript has 5 exons. Gene Ontology annotation, molecular function: zinc ion binding; carbonate dehydratase activity. The coding region runs from base 130 to 894 and encodes 254 amino acids. The record is from RefSeq and is a predicted model, not a curated record.
UGCUAGUAAGACCGUGAUAAGAAAUUAAAUGAAGGUCAGUAAUGUCAAAAACGGGUUCGCUGCUCGUGCAACGAAUUUAAUUGCUUACUCACCCAAAUGUCGCGAAAUACGAGUAUCUGAUAAACAAAAAUGGAUAGAAUCUUGCGAGGUAUUAUGAGAUAUCGUGUUUUGGAUAGAGCUAGUAUGGUUAAACAAUUCGAACAAGUUAAAGACAAUCCAGUGCCAAAAGCAAUAUUUUAUACAUGUAUGGACAGCAGAAUGAUACCCACGAGAUUCACAGAGACGUCUGUUGGUGACAUGUUUGUUGUCAGAAAUGCGGGAAACCUUAUUCCACAUUCUGAAGCCUUUAUUGACGAGAUGACAAGUUGUGAACCAGCUGGGCUUGAACUCAGCUGCAUUAUAAAUAAUGUAAGACAUGUUAUUGUCUGUGGACACAGUGACUGCAAAGCUAUGAAUCUCUUGUAUGAUUUAAGGAGCAAAAAAGAAUCUAGUGUCGAACAACGAAGGAUUUCGCCUUUGAAAUCUUGGCUGUGUACGCACGCACAGUCGAGUUUGACAAAAUUUUUAGAAAUGAAGGGGGAUUUUAGUAAGCCCAUGCUAUUCUCGGCCGAGACACCGCAAAGAAAAUUUGUAGCCUAUAUAGAUCCGGAAAAUAAAUUUUGUAUUGAAGAUAAACUUUCACAAGUAAACACACUGCAACAGGUACAAAAUGUGGCGUCAUACGGUAUGUUAAAAAAACGAUUAGAGAAACACGAUCUGCAUAUCCACGCGCUGUGGUUUGAUAUAUACACCGGUGAUAUUUAUUACUUUAGUCGUCGAGCGAAAAGUUUUGUUAUAAUAGAUGAAUCCACAUACGAAUCUAUUUUAGCUGAAGUUCGAAGAUAUUAUUCAUAGAUUCCGUAGAUUCGAAUGUUUCCUACUUAUAAAUUAGGUUGUACUUAACCACAUUAGUUUAAGAAACUAUGUAUCUGUCGCAGCUAACGAGCUUAUUUAGACGUUCAAUUAACAGCCUAGCCUUUUAACUAAACGGCGCCAUUUAACUAGCAGCAUGAAAGAUAUUUAGUAGAGUUUGUUACAAGAUUUAACAAACUGGCCAUUCAUACGAUAGAGUAAUUAUUUGGCAGAUAUAAUAAAAUGAAUGAAGAUGAAACAUAUGACUCAAAAAUAUUUCUUAAAAAAAUAAAUUGCUUGAGUCAGUCACAGCUAAAUUCACAUUAAAGUUUCUUAAGUGUCUGUUACAAACUAUUUUACCUAAAAUGUAUCACAAUAAAGUUAAACAAAUAUUACUCAUUUAAAUAUUAACCAAUUCGACUUAGGGUCCUUCAAGAAAAGAGCGUACCAAUUCUUAAA